Molecule: messenger RNA, 4892 nt
Organism: Hyaloscypha bicolor E
Lineage: Eukaryota; Fungi; Ascomycota; Leotiomycetes; Helotiales; Hyaloscyphaceae
Exons: 2
Coding region: 259-4683 (1474 amino acids)
Source: RefSeq, a predicted model, not a curated record
ACCGACCACACCCAACGUAGCUAUUGUUGCUCGCGAAUUCAAUCCUUCAAUUGUUCCUCCUUCCUUUCACCCAGAUGCCAUUCUCGAUCUCUCCUUCUUCGCACUUUCUCUUCUGCAAAACUCUUCCACAUCAAAUUUUGUCGUGAGACAUCGUCAGAAAAGUGUUCUUACACUCCUCUGGAGGAUUACAAGACCACGCAACUGAUCGUUCUUACGAUACAACAACUUCUACAAAACUCUACGUCACCGACUCUCAUCAUGGGUCGAACCAAAUCUCCUGUCCUCAACACUCGCGCGCCGCCAAAACCUGUUGAAGCUGCGCAGGCGUCGGAAGCCAUGGAGACCCCCUCAGGAUCCUUCUCCUCCGUCGCAAAUUCAUCCACUUGCCCGAACUGCGGUUCUGUCUUCACUGACAUGUCUACUACGGACUUCAACAAUCACGUGGCUUCAUGCACAAGACCAAGCACCGCCGGCAGCGUCAGUUCUGAGAGCACUCUAUCUCCUCCUCCCGAAUCUCCAAGUAUUGGUCCAGCAAACGCCAUCGCUGCCCAAAAUCGAGGCGUUGAGGGCGCUUCUCGAUCUAUCGUUGACUUGGGUGGUGUCGCUGAUAAUUCACACGGUCAUGGCCAGGAUCGGCCCGUUAAUCAGCCCGUCCAAGAGCAAGACGAUGCCACCUCCACUCAAGUCCAGCAAAUCACUAACAACGAUAGUUCCAACCAAAACCAAGGCGACGAAAACUUCAAUCAAACCGUUGUCUCUCAAAAUCCUAUUCAAGAGGACGAUAAAGACAACUUUGCAAUGAUUACCAUCGCCCCCUACAUCACUGGCUCAUUUGAUCAUUAUGAGUAUGAGGCAGUCAAGGAAGACGAAAAGAAAGACGAACCGGAAGCCGAUCUGAAAGACGAUGAGAACGAUCUUGAAGAUCCCAAAGUUUCUGAUGGAUUGAAAGCUACUGAUGAGCAAGACAACUUGGAGGAUCCCGUCACGCCCAACAAUGAAAUCGACACUACCCAAGUUAUUGAAGAGGACCUUUAUGGCGCCGAUACUCCUCUUGCUGAGUCUACAACACCUCAAGUUAUCGAAGACGACAUCUACGGUGCUGAUACUCCACACGCUGACCCUUCCACUCCCCAAGUCCCUGAAGACGACAUCUAUGACGCAGAUACUCCCCGCGCUGAGACUCCCACACCCAUGUCAGCUGCUGAAGCCAUUGGUGAAUCCAUCGUCAAUGGAGUUGAAGCUAUCAAAGCCUCUGAGGCCUUGAGCACCGCUCUCCUAGAAACAGCAUCUGAUGUCAGCAAAUUGGAAGUUCCCGCCGAUUCCAACGCCGGUGGCGCAGAUAUUCCACCAUCCGCAAUCGACAGCGCAGAUCUUCCUGUACCAUCGCAAGUUACUGCCAGUUCCGACAAGCAAGUUGAUUCUGAAGUGUCUUCCCAAAUUACGGGUGACAUCGAAGAAAAGGUUGAGAGAGUUGUGAUCAAGUACAACAAAUUUACACCAGUCUCCGUUUUCCAAGACUUCUUCAAAGGUGUCGAUGAGAUGUCAUACAAGGAGUUGUAUCACCGUACCGCUGUUGUUUCCGACGUCUUGAUGGCAUAUCAAGAUGAGUUUGAUGAUGUCAAUAAACAGCUCUACAAUUACGAGCAGAGAAAAGCCUUCCUGAAGGAAGUUGCCGAUGAAAAGAAGAAGGCGGACGAGGACCAGAAGAAGAUCGAUAACAAAGAAUCUAUUCUCACGGAAGACAGCUUGUUGACGGAUCUGUACUGGAAGUAUCAAGAAAAGUUGAAGCUUAGAGGCAGCCGAUGGCUCGCAUUCUUGGUCGAGUAUGAACAGAAUGGUGGCGAACCACAAGAUGUCGAGCGUCUCAAGAAGCUUCAUGAGCCGCUCUUUUCCACUGCUCUGGCAAAGAGACAGCGCGCAUCCAAAAAGGAGGCAGCAAAACCAGUGAAGGAGAAGCUCGUCAAUGGAGACUUGCCUCCGUUGAAGAAGGCCGACCACGAGCCUCAUUUCAAAAGACGCAAGAUCCUCCAAGAUCGUGUUGUAUUUGACGAGAAGAAGCAGUCGGAUAUUUACCAACAACCCUAUAAUUCGAAGAUGACUGGCAAUCAGAAACUCUUGGAUCGAAAUGCCGUAGGCUUUGGAGAAGACGUAUUCAACGAGAACGGCCGACCCAAGAGAAGCACCGCCAAGCGCGCAUUUUAUGAUACAGAACAGAGCGACACAGCUCCCGAUACCGAACCCGAAAACCUCCCGGCCAAGCGUGCGCGCACCAGGAGAGUCUUGGAUGAUGGCAUCGCAUCCCCCGGUCGUCCUCAAACCUUUUUCGCAUCUCGCGACGGCACACCUGCCAGACUGUUUGCUUCUGGUAAGAGAGUUGGCCGCCCACCAGGUUCGAAGACUAAGAACCCAGGUGGCAAAGGUCAGUCGAAACUCAACACCGUCCAAGUUGCCGAGCCGUCCGAAUUCGAGGCAGAUGAUGGUGAAGCACAGAACAGCCAAGUUGAAUCCCAUGCUCAGGAACUUGAACCAGCACAAGAAGAACAGCUCCAAGCUGCAGCAUCUUCUCUCGUCGCUCAAACUGUAGUAGAGGCAAAUGCCGCUGCAGGAGGACCAGUCAAGAAAAAGCAUGCUGGAGGUAGACCAAAGAAGAAUAUCGCAGUUGAAGAAUCCCUCACUGGCCCAUCAAGUGCUCCAGCCGAAGAGAUCCCAAUCGCACCAAAGCCUAAGAAUAAAGGCGGACGUCCUCGAAAGCAUCCGGUUCCUGCAGGUGGAGCCAAAGCUCGUGGGGGUCGUGCCAAGAAGCAACCUGCUGAUGAACAACCUACUGUUCAAGCCGGCGAGGAGGAGGAAGUUAUCCAAUCUACGGAGCAUGACAAUGAAUCAUUGUUUCCAUCGACGUCUACAUCAAGACCGACUACAUCAUCUUCUGGUGGGACCGACGCUACAUUUGACGGACAUCAACCUCGUCGUACUGCCACGCGCGGAAAGUCUCAGGCUCAAAGCGCAUCCGUUAACCUUGAAGAUGAGCUUAAUGCCCCAGGUCCAUCUGUCUCAACAAACGGCAGAGGAAAGCGUAGCAAGCGCACUGUUACUGGAGAGGACACCCAACCCGCAGAACCCUUUGAAUCGGCGGCUCAGAGCGGCGACAGCGACGGAGAGAACAUCGUCGUCGACACUUAUCGUCCCGGUCUCCUCGAGGAAGUUACACCACCAAAGAAGCCCAUUCGAAAGGCUGUCCGUGCCAAGAAAGGCAAGGCUAAUACACAAUCCGCCCUUCAACAUAUCGCACCUCAAGAAGUCACCCCAGAGCGCACUGGCGAGGCUUCAAACAAUACUACCGGAAGACCAAAACGCAAGAGAACCGCUGCUCUUCCUGAAUCAUCUAUCGACCCCGACCAACUCGGCGAGUUCCUCUCUGAUGACGACGGUGAAACCCCACCACCACCCAAGAGACGCAACGCACGAGGAGGCAGAAAGGGCAAGUCCUUCAAGCGUGAGCAGACGACUGACAUUGAUACUGGAAUUGAAGGCGACAGUUCCGUACCUCCAUCGAGGAAGCGAGCUGCUCGUGCUGUUACGAAGAGAAGAGCCAUCAAGCAAGAGAUGGUUGACGAGGAUUCAAGUGGUGACAGCCAAGUCCCACAACCCCCCAAGACCCGCAAGUCACGCACAAAUACAUUGAUCAUCGCCGAAGGAGCUAACCCAAUGGCUGUCCAAGGCGGCAGCAUUGAGGGAGAGAUCGGUGAAGGUUCUGCACCUGCACCCAAGAAGCGCAAUGUUUCAGGAGGCAAACAGGCUGCUAAGGAUGUUGAGAUCGUCGGAGAGAAUGUUGUGUCAAAGAAGCGCAAGUUACCAGCGAUUAGUAAGGGCAAAGGUGCCGCAUUGGGAGAUAUCUUUGAGCCUGGAUCUAUCAUGAACGAGGGGGUCGAUGUCCACAAUGGCGACGAGAAUGCUGGUUUCGAGUUGGAUGGCCACGACGACAUGGGUGACGCAGAAUCUGCACCUCCGGCUAAGAAGCGCAAGACUCGCACAGUCAAGGGCAAGGCGGCGAAGACGGAGUCAAGUGGUGACUUCGAAGACAGUGAGGAUUACGCUGGCAUGGACCCAGCUGAGGCCGAGCUCCUGAAGAAGAAGAAGCGAAAGAGCAAGAAGCUUGCUGAUGCUACGAAGGCACGAUGGGCCAGUGGUUUGAUGAAGGGACCGAUGGAGAAGCGCAAGGCGACCAAUGCUGCGAAGAAGGCUGCGAAGUUGGCUGCCAAGCAGGCGAUUGAGGGUGGCAUUGCUCCUGCUGGCGUUGCUGGACCUGCAGAUGUUGAUAUGGAUAUGGGAGGAGCACCUGCUGCACCUGCACCUGUUAUAGGUCAAUGGCAGGCUUUUCAAGGAGGAGAUAUCACUGCACCAGUUACGGGUAGAGGUGGAGGUGGAGGCGGAAGUGGAAGUGGAACUAUGGAGAAUACUGGAGUCGCUCCGGCAAUGGCUCCUCCUGCACGUUCGAGCACACGAGUCCGAAAGCCGACUAGUCGGGCCAUGGGCCUUGAUGGUGCUGAUGAUUCCGAGGAAGAAGGCAUGCCCCAGAGCGAGUAUGAUCGAUUUCAAGCAUUGUCGUCUCCCAAGGGAGGCUUUGAUUUGGGAAAGAGAGCCAGAAAGUCCUAUAUUGGAUUUGAAGAUGAAGACAGCUCCUAAAUGGUCGGGUGAUUGUCAUUCCAGUUGCUGUCUUUCUCCCAAGGGCGGGUUUUAUUUGGGAAAGAGAGCCAGAAAGUCCUAUAUUGGACACGACAAUGAAGACAGCUUUUGCAUGAUCGAAUGAUUGGUCAUUUGUAAAUAGAAGACCCAGAAUGCUUUGCAUCAUGAAACGAAAUGAAAUGAAACAUAAAUAAUAAAACCAAAGUGCC